AGUGCAAAACGAAGCACUGAAGGUGUCAGUUGGGCUCCCGACGGUUCUACUCUUCAGAUCCCACGACCAAACACAUCUCUCAGCGAUUUUGACGCAAUUUUUAAACGUCAGCAACUUUUGAUCCAAGGGCGUGGCACCGACAUCGACAUCGAGCAUCAGGAUGCUGGCACUGCCUUUGCUGACUUUGGCGGUCCUCGCCAGCUGCGGCUACAACGUGGACGCCUACUCCAAGUACGGCCGUGGAUGCGGGGACAUUGGCUGCCUGCCCACCGAGGAGUGCGUCAUCACCAGCGACUCGUGCAGCUACAACCAGCGGGAUGGCAAGGAGUGCGGCAACUAUCCCACCUGCAAGCGCCGCUCCGGCGGAGGAUCGUCCGCCUCGAACAGCAGCCCCAACUUGGCCGCUCCCUCGGCCAAUCCGUCAGGAUCGAGUCUGGGCCAAGGACCCGAGAACAACAUCUUCGCACCCGCCUCAUCGAACCCCACGCUUAACACCUACACCUACAACCAUCAGCAGGGCGGCGAUGGUGGCGGCGGCGGCGGCGGCGAUGGCGGAAACGGAAAUGGGAAUGGAAACGGAAAUGGUAACGCCGGAAAUGGGGAUCGCGACAAGGGCGGCAAUGCGGGGGCGGCGGGCGCCUCCUCAACGGGCGUCAUCGAUCCGCACUACGUAUUCGGGGCCAAGCACCACAUGCCCGUCAUACCCAACAUGCCCAUCUUCCCGUACAACUCGCCCACGUCGGCGCCCUCGUUCCAGCAGUUCCCCCAACCCAACCAUCCAGGCAGCGUCCUCAAUCCGGGCUAUCCCAUGCACGGCCUGCAGCCGGUGAACCCGUACAAUCCGCCCUUCGUCUUCGGCCAGUUGCCAUUCUAUGGCGGCGGCGGUCCGACCGGCACCGGCGGUCCGCCCGGCGGCAUUGGCGGCGGCGGCGGCGGUGGCGUCGGCGGUAAUGGCGGCGUCGGCGGCGGCGUGGGACUGCCCAGCUCCACGCUGGGCAUCCUUGGCGGCGGCGGCGGCGGCCUGGCGCCCUACGGCAGCAACUUCCAGGGCUAUCAGAGCCAGCACUCCAACGCGAACAUGUACAACAAGCCGCCGCCGCAGUAUCAGAACCAGAAUCAACAGAAUCCCUACAAUCGGCGCACCCAGGCGCAUCCCUCGGCAGCCGGCAGUCUGGGCGGGAUCGGGAUCGGGAAGCCGCUGAUCCUGGUCGCGUGCCUCCUCCUGACCCUCCUGCCACGCACGUAAUAAGCUGAGGCAGCAGCAACACGACGAUCCCCGGCAAAUUAUCCCAUUGAAUGUUAUAGGUUCGAGGCAACACCAUCACGGAAUGAACCCAUUUUCACUGAACCCACACUUUACUAACUAAAAAUCAAACAUUUGGAGAUUCUGAAACCUAGCAGGUGCUUUCAUUUGAGAAAAAAUCCAAAAUCCAAAUUAUAUAUGUACUAAAUAUAUAAGAUCCUCAUUAAAGGGUGAUGAAAAAUCAAAAAAAACUAAAGACCAUAGAUUCAAGUAAUAAAUAAAGAAAGAGAAGGAGGAUUGAAAGCACCUUAAGACUAAAUAUUAGGUGAAAAUGGGAGCUCGCCUGAAGGUUGUACACUCAUUUUUUGUUUUUUUUUAUUUCCCUUAUUCUCCUGAAUUAUUUUCUAUUUUUUUCAAAUAUUUUUAUUUUGCGUAGGCUUAAGAAAAAUGUAAAAGCAGUAAAAGCGGCAGUUGACAAAGCAAUUCAAAACUGUAAGAUUUUAAAGUUAGCCAGCUAGCCUGCAAUUCAUAACUUUAGUUUUUUUUCUGCAAGUUUAGAUGGUUUACAAAAUAUGAAGUCACAAACACAAGUACUUGUUUAAAAAUAUUAUAUUGUGAAUAACCUUAAGCUUUGGAGCUUAAGAAGUCUACAUUUUUUAUGAAAAGUCCAUUUCCAAGUUGUUAAUAUAAAUUGUUAACAAAUUGUAACUCACUUUACAGCUUUUAAUGACUGGCCAACACUUCGUAUACGCAAUUUAUAGGGCUUAUGGCUUAUACGGCGUAUGUGUAUUUUCAAGUACUUAAUAAUUUUUAUUUUAUAUUCUGAGAGAUUUCUAGAGAACUUUUAAUUCCAAGUAUCUUUUUAACACAAUAUCAGAGCUAUUCAAAUAUUUCUUGACUAUUUGAAUAACUGCAUUUGCUUCAUCAAUUGUGUACCGUGCUUUUUUUGCAGUUCUAUCAGAGAACAAAGAAAUGAUUACUUUUCGUAGUUCUCCACAACAAUUUAAGGGUGGUGUUUUAAUUACACUAUAACGUACAAGGCUUUGCUACUCCUCGCUUCACGUGUUUUUUGCCUUUUUUCUCGACAGCCUUUGCUGUCUGGCCAACACUGCGAAUACGUAAUUUCAAUUUAAUAUUGUGUAGAAGAGCGCCGGCGAGAGUGUGUGAAUGUGCGAGUGAGUUCAUUUGUGUGUGUGUAUGUGUGUGUGUUUUCGACUAUCAGUCAAGGGGAACUGCUCGCCGGCUUUUUUGCAGCUCAAUUAAAUUGGAAUUUAAUUUCGGGCUUAGACAGCCAGCCUCUGGUCAAAGGGGGCAAAGGCUAACCACCACACAUGGAUACAAAUUUACACACAGAUACGCACACACACACAGAUACACACUCACACACACACACACAUGCAUGGCUGGUUGGGCAACUUUGAUGUUAAUUUCAUUUUUGUUGAUGUUACGAAUUUGCGGUCAGACGCCGGCGAAUUCAGGGCUUUUUGAUACUGCCACUGAUGCUGCAACUGCUGCUGCAGUCAGAUACAGAUACAGAUACUUAGAUGGAUAGUGUUGUAGAUACAAGAUACGCAUGUCAAUCAAAAUGCAUAAUGAGCUACAUUUGAGGGAAGUGCACCAAGUGCGCUGCGGUCAAAUCAGAUUCGUUUUUUUUUUUGUACGUCUACGAAUAUGAAUAAAUAAUCACUGAAGCAAGUUAAAUGGCAUUUUAAAAACAACAACAACAAAAACAAAAGAAUUAAGCUAGCCUAAGGUGUUCAAAACUAAUCUAAAGUAAAAACUAAAAACUAAGCUGUAAGUGCUGCAGACUCCCGAAAUGACAAAAAACAAAAAAAAAACAAAAAAGAAGAAAACAAAUUGAAAAACUGUCACAGAAAGGCAUUUACAUUGCUAACCAACUGCCAGAAAAAACAAACAACUACAAAAUCGAAAGCCAAAAACCAAAAACCUAAAACAGAAUACAAAUUGUGAAACAUUUUAAACACAUACACUAACACGAAUACACAACAAGGUCCCAGAAAUUCAAAACUGCCCAAGAUAACAUAAAGAUUUUGUCGCUGUAAAUUCCGGAUAAAAAGCACUCAUGUCGAGCAUAUUUACUCCGUCCGUUUGUAUUUGCACACACACACAAACACACACACACACACUUGAUUUGGGACAUCAACUACUGCUAACUUCAUUUGCAAUCUCUGAACCGGAACCAUGUAAACAGUACGACCAGUAUUAACCAAACUGAAAUCAUUUUAUCGAGAUAAGAUACCCAAUACUAACAAUACUCCACAUCAAACUCAUACUCUCAGACGCGGCGAGGAAAUUAACGAGCAAACAAUAAGUAUUCGAGUAUUUACUAAUCAAAACCACGAACUAAAGAGUUGUACAUAGCAUUAAAUAUAUAUAAAUGUGUGUGGACAGAGAUAUAUUUAAUAUACUACAGCGAAGACUUAACUAGAAUAAGCCCGGGCGGACAAACUCAAAGUUGUGUAGAUUUAAAACGGUACGGUUAUUUGUCGAAAACGUAAGCUAAGUUCAUUGAUUGUCCAUUAACCAGUUCUUGCUUUCCUUUUUUUCUCAUUUUUUUUUUUGUUUUUUGGUUAUCUAAUUUGUGUUCUUUGUUUUUUGUGUUUUUACUUUCCAUUCGAAAUCCCCGCUUUUGUGGCUAACCCUCGGCUAAACUGCUUGCCCUGCUUGCA
Messenger RNA from Drosophila rhopaloa, 3933 nucleotides. It is a transcript of the gene Mnr, whose product is annotated as glycine-rich cell wall structural protein. Bases 161 to 1246 code for a protein of 361 amino acids. Lineage: Eukaryota; Metazoa; Arthropoda; Insecta; Diptera; Drosophilidae. The transcript has 4 exons. The record is from RefSeq and is a predicted model, not a curated record.